Biomphalaria glabrata is the source of this 9225-nucleotide messenger RNA. Its product is annotated as relaxin receptor 1-like. Gene Ontology annotation, biological process: G protein-coupled receptor signaling pathway. Gene Ontology annotation, molecular function: protein binding; G protein-coupled receptor activity. Gene Ontology annotation, cellular component: membrane. Lineage: Eukaryota; Metazoa; Mollusca; Gastropoda; Planorbidae. The transcript has 19 exons. The coding region runs from base 1152 to 3491 and encodes 779 amino acids. The record is from RefSeq and is a predicted model, not a curated record.
UUGGCAGCUCACGUGUUGUGAUCAACUUGACUUGGAUACUAAAUAUAUUUCUACCUCAACGUGUAUAAUGUGUUUACAGUUUCUGUGUUGUCAGUACAUUGUCCAAGUGUUUACCUUGCUCUCUGUAUUACACUGAAUUCUACUUGGAUAGCUGAUUCUGAUUAAGUGAAAUAAGCUUUUUGGAUUACAAAAUCUUGUUUUAGCUUUGGAAUGUAACAGCUAGAGUGUCCUGGAAUUUGCUUAGUAAAAACCUUAGCAGACGGAUGGCUUCUUGUCUGACGUGACAGAUAAUCUAGUCAGAGUAACGUAUUCGGUUACCGCCAUUGAUCUGUGUGGACCUCUACAAGAACCAGUCUGCCUAAAGGACGUACCUAAACUCACUUAAUAGACUUGAUUAAAACGUCAUGACGUCUCUCAUCAUCACGUGACAUCCCUGGGUCAGGUUAGCCACUGAUCCGUCCUCAACGCUCGUUACUUAUCCCACUCAGUGAAUACAUUAUAAGCUGUACUGUUGAGACGCAAUCUCUAGAGAGCCCUUGAGAAGGCUGGUAGAUGGAUACUGUCUAAAUUUUGUCAACAUGUGUUUCUGAAUGUGUAUUCUGAAUAAUUUCCAAACAGUCUAGCUUUGUGAAGCAACCAUUUUGUUCCUACUUGGAUCAUUAUUGAUUUUCUUUUGGGAAUUUCCAUUGGAUAAACUUUGACUCGUCCUAACUUUGUGUCACUAUAAGAUACAUUUAAAAUCCUUGUAAUUUUGUGCUUCUAAUAUUGGAUAUUUAUUAAAUUCUUACACCUGUGUACUUUACAACAGGACAAAUAUUAAAUCCUUAAAGUAUUGAGCAUUCACAAAAGGAAUAAAAUAUCCAAUCCCUUCAAAUGGGUGGCAGUCCCACUUGGAGAACUCUUCAAUUCUUAUGGAUCGUAUAGAAGCAAUCGGAUAACAAGCAGUACGUUUACUUUUUCAACAGUUCACAUUUUCUUUGCAUGUUUUAUUUCAACAUUGGAUUAAAAAAAAAGGUCAUUCCUGUGUAUAUUGGAUAUAACACAUCUGUAAUGUGCUGAGGACCGUAGAGCAUACAUUAACUUCAUAAUGUGCUGUGUAAGUGAUUUAGUGUUCUUAUGUCUGCGUGCUGGUCAAAGGGUUGACCAACACGAUGGAUAACAGACUGGCCUCGGUCAGCUCCCGUUCCAGCCUCAGUGAGGAUCUCGGCUUUACCAAGCGACAAGCUGAAUGUGUUGUUAGGAAGUACUACCUUAGCUUCGCCCUCAUCAUGUUUGUGAUUGCUGCAGCUGUGGUCGUGAUAUGUGUGUCCACGUCGUCCAAAGUGGUCAACAGCACAGUUUUCAAGACCAAAUGUCCACCGGACACCUACCCGUGUGCCUCUGACGGCACUUGCAUUAACUUUACCUUGUUCUGUGACAAGGUCAAACACUGCAAGGACGGCUCAGACGAGGCUUCAAGCUGUGACAAAAAUCUGAUCAACAUCUAUGAUAAAAUUUUCCCAGAGAAACAGGAAAAAGGCAAACGUCCACAAUCUGACCAAUGUGAACUGGAACAGAACUACCCAAGGGAUGUGUGCCAGUGCUCACAGAAGACAGAGCUAUGCUGUCGCUUCAAAAACAUGACCAUGUUUUCUUUGGCGUCUUAUUCCAAUGUCACUGCCAUUGAUCUAACAGGAAACAGGAUAACGGAAAUGUCAGCAGUACCGCUGCAUCUGAUGCCUAGGUUACAGAAACUCAUUCUCCUGAGUAAUGGAAUCUCUCAGCUCAGGAAAGGUGAUCUGGUCUACGUCCACUCCUUGACUGACCUACGGAUCAAACAAAACCUGAUCACAUCAAUAGAGAACGACACUUUCAAGAAUGCACAGAAACUGGACAGCCUGUACUUGGGCUCAAACAGAAUCUCCAUAGUUGAAGCUCGAAGUUUUCAUGGACUGAAGGAGUUGACAUUGUUAGAUCUGAGUGAGAAUCUUAUAUCGGAUCUUAACAUUGAGCUCUUCAAAGAUCUGGGAAAGUUGGAGACUCUACUUCUGUCAGACAACAAGCUAAAGAUCUUGCAGAAUGGGAUAUUUGAUUCAUUGGCCAAUCUGAUCUCAAUAACAUUAAAUAACAAUGAAAUUGCCUACAUAGAACCACAGUCUUUUAAAUACAUGGUCAACGUUCAAUCAUUGGAGCUGCGCUUUAACAGACUCCAUGCUAUUGAGAAUGGAACAUUUAUUAACAUGCAUCGUCUUACAUAUGUGUAUUUUGACAAGUUUUAUAUGUGCCUACAUGCCAGUCAUGCCCAAACGUGCCUGCCUAAUGGUGAUGGUAUCAGCAGCAAGGAGAACUUAUUGGAAAGCGUCAUCCUGAGAGUCAGCGUCUGGAUCGUUGGACUAUUUGCCUGUGGGGGCAACUUACUGGUGCUUCUGGGGAGGUUCUUUACCAAGGAGGACAACCGCAUCCAUUCUUUCUUCAUCAAAAAUCUCAGCAUGGCCGACCUGUUGAUGGGGUUGUACCUCCUGAUCAUAGCCGUCCACGACAUCAAGUACAGGGGCGAGUACAUUUAUUACGAUGAGAUCUGGAGAAACAGCUGGGAGUGCGACUUCUCCGGGAUGUUGUCCACGCUCAGCACGGAGAUGUCCGUCUUGACUCUUUCUGUCAUCACCAUGGACCGCUACAUCAGCAUCAUGUACCCGCUGUCCUUCAGGAAGCGUGGUCUCAAGCUUUCCUACUGCAUAAUGGCCUUUACCUGGGCCAUCUGCAUCUUUUUGGCCACCUUACCCUUGAUGGGACUGGAUUAUUUUGGGGAGACCUUCUACAGAGACAAUGCUGUGUGCGUCCCUCUGCACCUCCACGACCCCAGGGUUCAAGGCUGGGAGUUCUCUUCUUUUCUGUUUCUUGGGAUUAACUUUGGAUCUUUUGGCUUUAUAGCCUACGCCUAUGUUGCCAUGUUCUACGCCAUACACCUAAGCGCUCUGCCCCUGAGGACCUCACGUGAAUCGAAGGAGAGAUUCUUGGUGAAGCGUUUCUUUUUCAUUGUCAUUACAGACUUUCUAUGUUGGGUCCCCAUCAUCAUCAUCAAGAUCUUAGCUCUUGGAGGAGUGGAGAUCUCAGAAGAUCUGUAUGCCUGGGUCAUCGUAUUCAUCCUCCCAGUGAAUUCAGCGCUCAACCCAAUGCUCUACACCCUAACCACCAAAUUGUUUAAGAAGAAACUAUUUUCUAAGUUCACAUCAGUUGUAUUCAGACCUAGUCCAGUUUCAGACAAAGAUUCUAUCCAAUCCAGAUCAAGUUUAAAAAAUAGUGGACAAUCUCUUGGGAGACAGAUGCAGUAUUGUGAGCUGGGAUUACUAAAAAGGUACUACCCACAAACGUCCACUAGAAAGCUGACCAAUGUUUACGUGACCAAUGGUAGAAUGAACGGACACCGAAUGGAGGUCAUGUGUGCUCCACGUGACAUGUCCAACGGCAACUCCGCCAACAAGAGAUACACCAACACCACACUCUUAACAUGAGACACAGCACGAGAAAUGAGCUCACACUUAAGAAGCGAAGAGAGACCCUGUUAAGUCAACAAACUCGUUGAGGAUGAGACAGAGGGCUGUUGGAACGAUUUGUGGACAAAGUCAUUGAGAUCAAAUCACCAACAACGCUAAUAUCUCUGUCUUCAUCUUUUACUUGUCCAGCCGAUGCGUCCAUAGUGAUGCACGUUGUACUUAGUGGCGUCCUCAGACAAUCAGGUCGUUUUGGUGCUCUCUUUAAGAAUCAUGUCAUUACCAGAUGACAUACUCAUGGCCGGAUCACAUUUUGUAAGACUUCGGUGGAUUCGAUGCUGAAACUGAAUUUUUCUACCAUACAGUAAUACUAUCAAUGGUGACCAUUAUAUUUUGUAAGAUUAUUCUACAUUUACACCGUGGUAAUAUUUAUCAUUUUGUACGUAUAACAAAUGAAAAUAGAAUUUCAUCAAUGUGCUUUCAUUUUACAAGCUCACUGAAAACUGGAGAUAACUCUGCGUUUGCCUCAUAUUAUCUCAUUAUCUCCUUUUUCAAGAAAACCUUCGCGCGUGAAACUCAGCUAGUUUUGAAACAUUUACAUUUAUCUUGCAGCUCUGCUUGAUGUAAAAAAAACAACAAAAAAAAAAACCUCUUGAUACUUUAAAUGGAUACCUACAACAAUAAAGUAUGUGGACAAAACAGAAACUAGUUCAUGACAGUCACAUAAAAAAACAUUCAAGUCUAAAAAGGACAGCAUGGGACAUCAACAUGUCAUAGUAAGAACAUCAGCAUGUCAUAGUAAGAACAUCAACAUGUCAUAGUAAGAACAUCAACAUGUCAUAGUAAGAACAUCAACAUGUCAUAGUAAGAACAUCAACAUGUCAUAGUAAGAACAUCAACAUGUCAUAGUAAGAACAUCAACAUGUCAUAGUAAGAACAUCAACAGACAAAUCUCUACUUCUGAUGCAGGCAGCAUGUUCAGUAGUGUAAGCUUAUAACGCCACACAGCAAACAUAUAGAAGGGGGGACAUACAUCUAUGGGAUUAUGUUGUUGUGCUCAGAGAUGAAACUGUGUUAAAUGUGUCAUUGUUCCCAUACAUUCGCAUUUUUAUGUGAUCAUCAUUGUUAAUAAUUUGUAUUUGCGUCUCUACUUUUUAAAAGCUUUUGUUUUGAAAUAACAUUAAGACAUGAAUUAAGUUAACAAUAAAUAAAAUGGAUGAGAUAUAAAAUGGCAUUCUUUAAUUCUUUGUGCAUAAAUUACAUUAUGAUGUGAAAAGAAGGAAGAAUACUGAUUUAAAAUGUACAGAUUCAUUGUUAAAAUCAAUUUAUAUAUAUACAUUCACCUUCACAGUCACCUACACUUUAGUCUGUUGGACCGUUGGGGCAUCACACAAGAUCUGUCAAAUAUCUUUCUCCAUUCCUCUCUGCCCUUUGCAUUUGAUAGAACUCCAUUCACUAACACGCCUAUCCAUUCUUUCAUGUUUCAUAGCUUUCUGUCUUCUUCUUUUUCCUAGUACUCUUCCUUGAAGUAAUGUCUUUGCGAGCCCGGAGGACAUUAUGAUAUGGCUAUAGAAUUUGAGUUUACGUUUUUGACAGUGGUUAGCAGGUCAUCGUGGGGUCAAUGUGUUGUAUCAAUCCUGUUUCUAAUCUCUUCAUUCAUGGUGCUGUCUUUGUAAUUGACACCUAAGAUCUUUCUGUUGCAUCAUAGCUCCAUUGUUAGGAUUCUCCUCUCUAGUUCUGCAGUCAGCGUCCAAGAUUCGCAUGCACAGAAGAAUGUGGCCGUGACCAGGGAGCGCAUCAGUCUGAUUUUAAUGUCAAGGUAUAUGCCUUUGUCUGUUCAUAUUGUUUUAAGUUUUGCAAGAGCUGCUGUAGACUGUGCAAGUUGGGCGCCAGUAGUUCAAGUUUGGUUCCUCAUCUAAGACAAUAGCCCUAAGGUAUUUAUUUAAAUUUUAAAAAGAAAAGAACUUCAUUUUUUAAAUAGAAUUAGAAACACUUUGUAUUGGCCUAAUGGAAAAAUAAAAUCUCUGUUAGUUUUGUCAAGAUUACUUAAAAUGAAACCCUUUCAAAGUUAAAAGACUUUAUUGGAGAAUGAUUAGGCAAUGAGUCUGUGUGCUGGCUACAAUUUAUCAAUGACUAGAAGAAAAAGUUGAUACAACUUUAAAAGAAAUGUCAACCAAUUAGUGUCUUGAAUCACUUGUGUAUGCUUAGUAAUUAGCAAUAUAUUGGUUGCAAAUGUGUUUAUCUUUAGGAUCAGGUUGAAUUUAAAGCUUUUUAAAAAGUAUAAACAGAGAUAUGUGACUAGAUUAUGUUUACAUUCGACUAUGAUUAUGUUGACAUUUGACUAUGAUUAUGUUGACAUUCGUCUCAUAGACGUUUCUUUUCAUUUAAUUUGAUCCCCCGUGAUAUGACAUUUUAAUAAGUCAUUAUGAAAUGUACUUUUUUUAACAAUAACAUCUUUAGUUUCAAUGUGUAUGACUAUUUCUUACAAGAAUUUGUGGAUUUUACAUGUUCAUGAUUUAUAAUAAACAAGAUUACAAAGAGAGUUUGUGUUACACAAACUCAGAGGCGGCCCCCGUCGAAGUCGGAUCCCUGUCGGAUCUGCAUAUUCGCAAAUAAUAUUCAAGAGGUGAUUUAAUUUUGAUGUAAAAUGUUUUACACGUUUCGGAUGUUCCUUCAGAGUUGAAGAUAAUUACUUCCUAGUCCAAACCUCCCGCAGGACGACGGGGGGUGGGAGCGGGCAGGGUUUGAACCCUGGGCCAUCCAUAAAUCUGAACGACAGUCCAGCGCGCAAACCGCACGACCAGGCAGCCAUCCGAUGGUCAAAAGUAAUAAUGUUUCAAAGAUUCAUUUGCCGUAAAUUUAAAUUUAAAUUUAAUUAAAAAAAUAGUAGAUUAGUUUUAGUAUAUUAAAACAUUACAAUAUUGAUCAAAACGUUUGGAAAUGAAAAUCUACACUUUUUUUUUACACUUUAAGUUUAGAAAUUGAAAUUCUACAUCUUAAUCUAAUCUAUUUUAGUCUAAACUAGAUCUAGAAAUUUUAGAUCUAGACUCUAAAAUAAUUUUAAUUAGAAUAUAAAUCCAGAUCUAGAUAUACUGUAAUAAAAAUCUAGAUCUAGUUUAAACAAUCUAGAUUAGAUCUAAAUCAAGAUAUCAUUCCUUUUUUAAACGCGAGUCACAUAACGAGGCUUAAUAAACAUUACUAUACCGAGUUCUUUUUUCAUUUCAUUUGAAGAAUUAAUUCCAUAUAACGUCAGAGGGAAAAAAAAAACACUACGUCACACGGCCUAGCUAGACUAAAAAUCGCCUUCAUCUAUAAGAGCCAUUUAUCGAGUGUUCAUAGACUUUGGUGCACCGAGUGCGUUCUUUAAGCAUUUCAUUUAAAGAAUUCAUUCCAUAUGACGUCAAAGGAAAAAAAACACUACGUCACAAGGCCUAGCUAGACUAAAAAUCACCUUUAUCAACACGAGCCAUUUCUCGAGUGUUCAUAGACAUUGGUGCACCGAGUGCGUUCUUUUAGCAUUUCAUUUAAAGAAUUCAUUCCAUAUGACGUCAAAGGAAAAAAACACUACGUCACAAGGCCUAGCUAGACUAAAAAUCACCUUUAUCAACACGAGCCAUUUCUCGAGUGUUCAUAGACAUUGGUGCACCGAGUGCGUUCUUUAAGCAUUUCAUUUAAAGAAUUCAUUCCAUGUGACGUCAAAGGAAAAAAAAACACUACGUCACACGGCUUAGUUAGACUAAAAUAUGUUUUCAUUAAUACAAGCAAUUUUUUCGAGGGUUAUUAGAACAUUGGUGCACCGAGUGCGUUCUUUUAACAUUACAUUUAAAGAGUCCAUUCAUAUGACGUCAAAGAAAAAAAAUUCCAUUACCUCACAAUAGGCUAGUACCGGUACCAUAAAAAAAAAAUGUCUUUAUUUACACGAGAUAUUUAACGAGGGUUCAUAGACAUUGGUGCACUGAGUUCUAAUAGAUAUUAUUUAAAAAGGAUCAAAGCCACAUUGUUUUUGCGUUUUGUCUGUCAGUCGGUCUGUCCGUUAUCUUGAUAUAAAAAAAACAACUAAAAGUUAUAAAAAAUUGAUUAACCUUUAUUUUACGUUUCAAAACAUCGCAAUAAUUUUUAGGUAUGAACACAAUUGAAAAGUUUAUAUAAUAGAUUGUUCCGGAUGUUUGUAUAAAUAGUAAAAGAAAAAGAGAAUUUCAGAUAAAUGUAAUACCGUUAAUUAAAUUUUUUGGAUGGUCUCGUAUAAAAAUUAGAUGUACUACAGCCACGUGGAGAGAUUUUCAUACCUUACUUUGGUGUUUGGAUUCUGUUUUCCUUAAAAAUCGGAACAUAAUAUUAACGAUAAUUAGAUUUUUUAAUGUUUUAGGUAGAAAGUUAAAUGUACUGUAAGAGAGUAGUGAGUUAAAAUAUUUUUUAUAAAAAUCCGUAAAAACAUUAUUUCGUAAAUGAGAAGAUUAUUUGUUUAUUAAUUAGAAGAGGGAGUUCAAACAAUUAUUUGGCGUUAGUAGAUUUUUAAAUAAAUUCGGAAAUUUCUGGCGACGAUUUGUAAGAAACAAAAUCCGGAACUUUCUUUAUCGAUUACAAAACUUCUAUGUUAUGUUUUACAAGAAAAUUAAAUGUCUAAAAAGUAAUUUUCAGUAAUCAAUUCUAGUAAAUUACUUUUUUUAAAAGCCUUAUGCGAUUUCAAACAAUCAUUAGGCAUAAUUCAUGUUUUAUAAAACAAUAUCCGGAACAUUUUUACACUUAAUGAAAUAUAAGUCAGUAUAGAGAUUAUGAUUUAGCAUUAAUAUGCUAUUUACAUAAAAAACGGAGCAACAUAUUAUUGAUAAUGUGUUUUUGCAACGUUUAAGCAUGGAAAUUGAAUGUAAUAUAAGUUAGAAGAGCAAACAAACAUUUGUUGGCGUUGAUUAGUUUUGCACAAAAAAAUCCGGAACAAUCAAUUUUAGAUACUUAAAACUAUUGAGAUGUUAUCGGAGGAACAUUAAAGGGUAAAUCAGAUUUUCAAUAGCUUUUAGAGUUCUAGUUUUUUAAAUCUAAUCGUGACGGACAGACCGACCAACAGACAAAACGCACAAAAAUAAGCUUCUUUUAUUCGGAUGGGGGCACUAAACAAAAAAUAAAUAAAAUCUGAUUUUUAAAAAAAGUUUAAGGAAUUGGUUUAGCACCUGAUCAUGUUGCGACGUUACGCUACUGCACGAAAAUCGCUGCAUAAAAAGUCCAUUUAAAAAAAUGUGCGUGAUAUUUACAUACAAAGUGCAUUAUUAGCCUUUAUAAACAAACAGAAAUGUUUUCUUUUAAUUUUAGCAGCUAGUUGACCAGAAAAAACAUCUUUAACUAUUAUUUGUAUUUGUUGUAAACAUUUCCUGUACAUUUUAAAAAUAUAUUUGACUUAGUGAUACUGAAAAUACACAAAAAUUAUCCAUCUUUGUUAGCUUAUUGUAACAUUGCCUCCCUUACAUUUACGUAAUUGUUUUAGAAUUGGUGUAUUUUUAUGAAAAAAUCGCUUGCAUGAUUAAUUUUAUAAAUUAAACGGUUUGCUUUUAGAAAACCAAAAGUAGCCGUUGCACCUAAACUUUUCAAGCCGGAUUUAAUGAUGAAAUAAUAUUUUUCAUAUCUCUUCUAGUUUUCGAGAUCUGAGUGUGACAGACGGACAGACGGACAGACGGACAUUUUGCACAAACCUAAUAGCGGCUUUUUCCCCUCACGGGGGCCGCUAAAAAACUACAAUCCUAAAUCUAAGAUACCCGGCGACAAA